Messenger RNA from Rosa rugosa (rugosa rose), 4682 nucleotides. Its product is annotated as putative calcium-transporting ATPase 13, plasma membrane-type. Lineage: Eukaryota; Viridiplantae; Streptophyta; Magnoliopsida; Rosales; Rosaceae. Gene Ontology annotation, molecular function: P-type calcium transporter activity. The record is from RefSeq and is a predicted model, not a curated record. Bases 357 to 1958 code for a protein of 533 amino acids. Gene Ontology annotation, cellular component: intracellular membrane-bounded organelle. The transcript has 2 exons.
GGUCUUCAUAAAGAAAGAUAUCGAAUUAUAUGUGCAUACACAUAGUAGAAGUUUCUGAGAGGUUGCCAUGCAAGUGAUGCAACGCGGGCGCUAUAUAUAUAAACACACCUCUAGCUAGCUAAUUCCAUCAAAUCUCACAGUACUUGUCACCGGCUGCUUUUGAUUGAUAGCUCCAAACACGAAUUACAUCAGCUCAAACUCAAAGACAGACACUACUUUACUUGUAGGCUUAUAAGAUCACAAGGUACGUAGACUAAUUUAUUUUGAAUACAUGAUUUCCCAACUCUCUUAUCGUUUUUCCUUGAGCCGUCUGAGAUUGCAGUUGCAGGGGAACGGUUCACGAUAACAACCGAUUGAUGGACAUGUCAAAGGACAAUCCAGGUGGAGUCGAUCAUAAGGACCUUGAAUCUCAGCAAACAGUGUCAAAAGAGCUUGAACUGGUGCCCAUUGAUCCUAACCGCCGCUGGCGUACGAUUGUGCUGAUCCUUCAGGCACGCCAUAUUUUCAUCACCUUAGCAGCUGCUAAAAAUCCUGAACUUGGAUCUCUUACAGGAGACUUGGAAGUAACUAUAAGUACCCCUCAUCCUACACCACCUGAAGGGGUUACCGCCAAUGUAUAUUCCGACAACCCCAAUGACAGUGAAUAUCAGCUCCAGUUUGCCACCAUUUCCAACAUCAUAAAGACAAAGGAUUUAACAUCCUUACGUGACUAUGGAGGUGCCCAAGCAUUUGCAGAGGCUCUCGGUAGUGAUUUGGAGACUGGGAUCCCCACCAACGAUGAAGCUACUUGUUGUCGGCUCAAAUCCACCACAAAUUCCACUACUCCUGAACAGGCUGCUGCAAGAGGCUUCAUUCAGCUAGCCAAAAUAUAUUGCAACAGUUACAUGAUUCUCUUGCUUUUCGUGGCUGCUGUGCUCUCACUUUGCUUUGGAAUCGUGGAGGAAGGCCCGACGACUGGUUGGUUUGAAGGGGCCAUCAUACUUUAUGCCAUUAUCAUGCUCGUGGUUCUUCCUUCCAUACGUGAUUAUUGGCGGGAGUCUAAAGGGUUGUCCGGGAGGCAAAAACUGUUGGAGAACACAGAUGAAGUGGAGGUUGAGGUCUUAAGAGGCGGAAAUGAGGAGAAUAUCUCCUCAUCAGAUAUUUUGUUUGGUGACAUCGUGUGCUUGAAGAGAGGACAUCAGGUUCCUGCUGAUGGUUUAUUCAUAUCAGGUGGUUUCGUAGUCUUGGAUGAUCAAUUAGGGGCAGUAGUCGAUGCCGAUAACCCUUUUCUCUUCUAUGGAGCGAAAGUGAUAGAUGGCAAUGGUCUCAUGCUUGUGACAUCUGUGGGUGUAAACACAGUGUGGGGUGACAUGAUGAGCAGCAUAAACCAUUUGAAGAAGACACCAUUAGAGGCACAACUUGACAGGGUGAACACUUGUAUGCAGAUCAUUGGUCUCCUAAUCUCUAUCCUAAUCCUUGUGGUGUUGUUCUUGCGUUUUGAACUCAAAAAAGAACUGCACACCGGAGGAUCCAUGGAUCUAAGGGGAGAGCCAACUAAAAUGAACAUGUUUAUGGAUGCCAUCAAGAAAAUUGUCAUGAAACCAAGCGGAAAGAUUAGUAUCUUGACAACUUCUCUUACGGUGAUGCUGGUUGGGAUAGUAGAAGGGUUACCUUUCUGUAUCAACCUUGCCAUCAUUUACUGGAACAGGAAGGCUUUGAAUGGGAUGGCCUCUCUUCAACACCUGUUGGCCUGUGUCACCAUGGCUUCUGUUACAUCUAUCUGCACAGACAAAAACGGUGGGCUAACAUUGGAUUCAAUGGAAGUUGACAUGUGCUGGAUUGGCGAACAAGUUAUGGCUGAAAAUUCUGUUAUAGCCUCAAAUGUCCUCGAAGCUUUUCGUGAUGGAAUCAGCAUGCUCCUUCUCUCGCAGCCCCCUCCUUAUACCUCAAUAGAAGAUGAAGAUCCUAGAAGGGGGUGAAUAGGCUCACAAAUAGAUUUUCUCUGGGAUUGCAACUAGGUGAUCAAUCCAGAGAGUAGAUAUUGAAUAGAAUGUAUUGAACAAUCAAACAAACCAACUAAAGCAAUAAAGAACAUAGAUUUUUGUUAACGCAGUAAACACCCUAUCGAGGGAAAACAUCUGCGUGGCCUUUAACUCUUGAAAGACCAAACCAAAUCACUAGUGAAAAACAGAUUACAAGUCACAACACAAGGAUUGUACUGACCGCGACAAUCAUUCUUGGACUGACUUGUUUACAACUCUGGGAUUGCACUGACCGCGGCAAUCAGACUCACUAGAUGUUUUUCAAACUGUUUUCAAUCCUGGAACAAACCAGUUUGACAAAACAGAAAUACAUAGAGAACGACUCCUUUACAAUAAAGGGAUUGAAAAGAACAACUAUUUUCAAUCUCGAGAAGAACCACAGAACUCCUAUAUAUAUAGGGGGAAGAAAUCACCAAGAUUCCUUCAGUUUGGUUGAAGUGUGGCCACGAGAUGCAGAGGCACUGACUUCCCACUUCCUUCUUAGACAGCAAGGUCUUCAUGAUAUUACACUGAGUGGAUAGCAAAGAUUCCAUAAUAGGAAGAUAAGAAAGUACAAGCAAGAGAGAGAGCCCAUCCUGCGAUAUCCUUCAGCAUGCUUGAAGAGGACCUGACACACUUACAGUUUAAGCAUAUUUCAUGCUUUGUUAGAUUAUUCCAAUGCCAUAGAAAUAAACAAGUUGGUAUAUGGUUGCACAUGGGACUUGGGAGAGAUUUGUGUUUAGUGAUGAAUGCCAAUACUUUAAUACUAACAUUUUCUUCUUCACUCGGAUCCAUCUCAAGGGGAUAUUAAUUACCUCUCCAAGAUUUUCUUCCUCACCCGGAUCCAUCUCAAGGGGAUAUUACCUCUCCAAGAUUUUCUUUCUCACCUGGAUCUAUCUCAAUGGGAUAUUGCCUCUCCUUGCCAAUAUGUUAAUACUAACAGAAGACCCUGUCAUUUCCUGGGCGGCACUGAAGUUGGGCAUGGAAUUGGAAAUUGUGAGGCAGAGUAAUACCGUUGUCGAGGAUAAAGAAUUGACCACUGAUCAGGAAGGAAGAGGAGCAAUGAUGCGGAAGAACAGAGACAGUGAAAGAGAAAGAAUGUACUUGCAUUGCAGAGGACCUGCUACAAGUAUUUUGCCCAUUUGUUCACACUACCAUGACUGUGAAGGGAUGAUCAACGUCAUCGAAGAACGAAACAGGGUGACUUUUCAUAGAAAUGUCGAGGAUAUGCAGUCCAAGCAUCUUAAAACCAUGGCAUUUGCGUACAAGGAAAUUGAUGUCCCAACAAUGGAAGAAAGAGAUCUGAUAUUGCUGGGACUGGUUGGUCUGAAGUCAUGUUUGGAAAAGAUGAGGGAAUCAAUCAGAGCCAUAAGAAACGCUGGAGUCAAUAUCAUACUGGUUUCCGGAGAUGAUGUGCAGACACUAGUGAGCAUAGCUGAGCAUUUCAGAAUUCAGGGGGUGCCGAUUUCAAAUGAAAUGGUGACCACAGGUGAAAAGUUCAGGAAUUGCAGUGAUGAAGACAGGAUGAAGAUGGUAAGUGAAAUUUCAGUGAUGGGAAACUCACUCCCCUCCGACAAGCUUCUUCUGGUUAAGUGUUUGAAGCAAAAAGGGGAAACAGUAGCAGUCAUUGGAGUUAAAACGAAUGAGGCUCCUGCACUGAAAGAAGCUGAUGUUGGACUUACAAUGGGAAUAUGGGCCACCAAAAUGGCUAAAGCGAGUUCAGACAUCAUCGUAAGGGUUGCAGAUAUCAGUUGCCUGGUAAGUAUCCUCAGGCAUGGAAGAUGUGCUUAUUACAACAUUCAAAAGUACAUUCAACUUGAGCUUACUAUAGUCGCCGCAGGGCUUUUAGUAACAUUUAUCAUAGCAGCAUCUACAGGAAAUAUGCCCAUAACAAGUAUCCAAUUGUUCUGGGUAAAUUUGGUAGUGCCAAUGCUGGGCGGCCUGGCUCUAUUGACAGAGCUCCCAAGAAAGAAGUUAAUGGAGAAAUCACAAUCUGGACAAACCAAAGCAAUUAUUACCAUGGCCAUGUGCAGAAAUAUAAUAAUCCAAGCUUCAUAUCAAGCUGUUACUAUAGUCACCUUCCAUUUCAAGGGACAAGCAAUCUUGGGUGUUGAUGAAAAGGUUCGCAAGACUAUCAUCUUCAAUAGUUUUGUCAUCUGCCAGAUUUUUAACAAGUUCAGUGCGAGAGAGCUGGUAAAGAAAAAUGUGUUUAAGGCGAUCCACAAGAACCAAUGGUUUUGGGUGGCUUUGGCUGCAAUCCUAGUGCUACAGCUGAGUUUUAUUGAGAUUUCACAUGUGGUUGCUGGCGAUGCAAGGCUGAGCUUGGUGCACUGGGGUUUCUGCCUUCUUAUUGGGAUUGUUUCGCUAGGGAUGGAUAUAGCUGCAAAGGGCAUAUAUGAUUACUUGUCUUCUUUCGUCGAGUGAAUAAUGGGGUGCACAUUCAAAUAUUAACUGAUCAGAUCACGUUCUCUCUUAUCUAUACUUCCAAUCUUAAGCUGUUUAGAUCAACUAGCUAUACUAGGUUAUGCCUCUAUCUACUGUCAGUGUAAGGCUGUUUUCUAUACUUCAAAUCUUAAGCUGCUACCACCUAAGCUAGCUAGGAAGUUAUUGGCAUCCGAGUGAAGGCUCUGCAAAAGCACCAUCACUAGGCAGAUGUUCUAUGUAUACUUGUACUUUUGUUUG